AUGCUACACCUGUACGCCCCGAGUGCCACAGCUUCUAUCUCGACGUUCCAGUCACUGGCUACCAGCUACGACCUUGACAUUCUCCGAGUUGACAACAAUAUCGACGCCGUCAACUUCGCUCUCGAUAUUGAUCGCUGGAAAUCUCCCAACACCACGGAGCGUAUGGCGAGCUCGACGAACGUCACGGCAACGUACACCAUCUAUGCGGAGCUUUGUGCUCCCACGACAUCCAACGAGGAGGAUGUCAUACAGAUAUUGACGCAUGGGGCGAUCUUUGAUCAUCGAUAUUGGGAUGCCGCAAUCGACCCUGCCCAGUACCCCUAUGUUCAAGCUGCGCUUGAGGCUGGAUACACAGUCUUCACAUACGACCGCCUGUGCAACGGCCUCUCUGAUAAGCCUGACGCCUACACGAUAGGUCAAGGCCCUACCGAGCUGGAAAUCCCCCGUGCACUCACCGAGAUGGUUCGAAGUGGCACACUAUCCAAGUCCCUUCACGAAGGCUCGGUCCUGAAUCCAGUCGCGCCAUUCGAGAAAGCGGUACACAUAGGUCAUAGCUUUGGCUCGCAGCUCACAGCAGCCCUCCUCACAUCCUACGGCCACCUCUCGUCUGGUGCGAUCCUCACCGGGCUCCUGUUCGCGACUCACACAGCACAAGCAUCCACUGCACAACUGGGAUUCGAGUUUGCCGCGACCAAUAACCCAGCCCUUUUCGGUGAUCGUGGGAGCGGGUAUAUCGUGCCUUCGGAUGUCUCGAAGCUAGAGCUCAAUUUAUUCCAUCGCUACAACGACACAGAUGCAUCAGAUUCCACCGACGGGGCACUCGCAUUUGCUGAGGGCAUAAAGCAGCCGUUGACAGUCGGUGAGUGGAUGUCACUUCGAGGUCUGCUAGAUGUCGGCAUGGCUCCGGCCUUUACCGGACCGCUGCAGUUCUUCGCGGCGGAAUAUGAUGCUCUGGUCUGUGGUGGGGAUUGUAAGAGCAACUAUGAUCUUGCUACUUUGGAUGCGAUAUAUCCGAAUGCUUCGGCUAAAGAGGUAUCCAUCCAACCAGGGGCUGGGCAUAGAUUGACGUUGCAUCGCAACGCGAGUGCUGGGUAUGCGGUCAUGAUGGACUUCCUGGAGAGCAAUGGGCUCUAA
Molecule: messenger RNA, 1134 nt
Organism: Fulvia fulva
Lineage: Eukaryota; Fungi; Ascomycota; Dothideomycetes; Mycosphaerellales; Mycosphaerellaceae
Exons: 2
Coding region: 1-1134 (377 amino acids)
Source: RefSeq, a predicted model, not a curated record